This is a messenger RNA of Verticillium alfalfae VaMs.102, 609 nucleotides long. RefSeq names its product peptidyl-tRNA hydrolase domain-containing protein. Gene Ontology annotation, molecular function: translation release factor activity. The coding region runs from base 1 to 609 and encodes 202 amino acids. The transcript has a single exon. Gene Ontology annotation, biological process: translational termination. NCBI's taxonomy places the organism in Eukaryota, Fungi, Ascomycota, Sordariomycetes, Glomerellales, Plectosphaerellaceae. Gene Ontology annotation, cellular component: mitochondrion. The record is from RefSeq and is a predicted model, not a curated record.
AUGGCUCGGCCACGGCGCCGUGCGCAGCCAAGCCCUGAGCACCACCCUUUGGAAUCAGAAAGAACAGAUGCCCCAGCGCCCCAAACCCCCGCCGGACAGCGACAUCGAGGAGUCCUACCUCAAAGGCAGCGGGCCCGGCGGCCAAAAGAUCGUACGGUCCCCCAACCUCAAGAAAACUACCCCCACCACCAUGCAUCCGCUGACGAAACCCCUCCCCCCUUGUUGCAGAACAAGACGAACUCCGCAGUCCAGCUCAAGCACAUACCGACCGGCAUCGUCAUCAAGUCCCAGGCCACGCGCUCGCGCUCUCAGAAUCGGAAGAUUGCCCGCCAACUCCUCGCCGAGAGGCUCGACGACCUAGAGAACGGCGAUCAGAGCCGCAAUGCCAUUGUCGCUGAAGCGAAGCGCAAGAAAGCGGCGAGUGCAGCCAAGAAGAGCAAGAGAAAGUACAGGAAGCUUGAGGAUGCUGGGCGGCACGACGGCCAGCCUGGCGACGACAUCACGGCGACAGUGGCACCAGAGACUGACACGGGCCGAGUUCAGGUGCCAACAAACCUCGAAAAGACCAACCCUACAGAUGGGAAACCAAGCAUUAUAAACCCAAUAUGA